AGCCAAGCUUAACUUCUUUCAGCCGCUUGCGGAUGGGAGGGGGAGGGACGCCCCGGAGUCAGCAGUUCUGUGCGGGGACCGGGAGGGCAGGAGCCCCGGCCAUGAGCUGACCGGCCAUCAGAGGCACCGGGGAGACCGGCGGAUGAGUUUGCCGUUUCACUGGUGGAGAAGAUGCAGGCUCAGGAAAUCCUGCGGAGCCUGCGGCUCCCCGAGUUCGAUGACCUCAGCCAGUUCUUCCGCAACCUGCCGGCCACAGCGCUGGUGGGCAUCGGUGCCUUCGCAGCUGUCGUCGCCUACUGGUUUGCCAGCCGGCCCAGGGCUGUGAAGCCACCCUGUGACCUGCACAUGCAGUCAGAAGAAGUUGAGGGCCUGGCUGGGGCACGCCGCUCAGUGAUUGGGGACAGCCCGCAGCUGCUGACGCACUACUACGAUGAUGCCAGGACCAUGUAUGAGGUCUUCAGGAGGGGAUUCAGCAUCUCUGAGAAUGGCCCCUGCCUGGGGUUCAGGAAGCCCAAGCAGCCCUACCAGUGGCUGUCCUACAAGGAGGUGGCUGAAAGAGCAGAAGCUCUAGGUUCAGGCCUUUUGCAGCAGGGCUGCAAGCCAUGCACAAAGCAGUUCAUUGGUGUCUUUGCUCAAAACCGUCCAGAGUGGAUCAUCUCUGAGCUGGCUUGCUAUACCUAUUCCAUGGUGGUGGUUCCCCUCUAUGACACCUUAGGUCCUGGAGCCAUUCGGUACAUUGUCAACACAGCUGACAUUUCCACGGUCAUUUGUGACAAGCCUGAAAAAGCCAAGCUACUCCUUGACCAUGUGGAGAGGAGAGAAACACCGGGCCUGAGCUUCAUCAUCCUGAUGGACCCAUUUGAGAAGGAGCUGACAGAGAGAGGGAAGCGCUGUGGGGUUCGCAUCCAGACCAUGCAGGAGGUAGAAGAUUGUGGCCGUGAGAGUCGACAUGUGCCUGUGCCUCCUCGACCAGAAGAUCUGUCAAUUGUCUGUUUUACUAGUGGCACUACAGGAAAUCCCAAAGGUGCUAUGCUGACCCAUGGAAACGUGGUGGCAGAUUUUUCAGGCUUUUUGAAAGUGACGGAGAAAGUGAUCUUUCCGAGACAGGACGAUGUGCUCAUCUCCUUCCUGCCUCUGGCUCACAUGUUUGAAAGAGUUAUACAGUCUGUAGUAUACUGCCACGGAGGGCGAAUUGGCUUCUUCCAAGGAGAUAUUCGCCUCCUGUCUGAUGACAUGAAGGCACUGCGGCCAACCAUCUUCCCCGUCGUGCCACGGCUGUUAAACAGAAUGUAUGACAAGAUCUUCAGCCAGGCUGACACAUCCCUCAAGCGCUGGAUCCUGGAAUUUGCGGUCAGACGGAAAAAGGCUGAAGUUCGAAACGGCAUCAUUAGAAAUGACAGUUUGUGGGAUAAACUUUUCUUUAACAAAAUACAAGCAAGUCUUGGGGGGUGUGUCCGCAUGAUAGUGACAGGAGCUGCCCCUGCAUCCCCAACUGUCCUGGGCUUCCUCCGCGCAGCCCUCGGAUGCCAGGUUUAUGAAGGCUAUGGCCAAACAGAAUGCACAGCUGGAUGUACCUUUACAACUCCAGGUGACUGGACAUCAGGUCAUGUAGGAGCCCCUUUGCCCUGUAACUUAAUCAGAUUGAAGGAUGUGGAAGAACUGAAUUAUUUUGCUUCCAAAGGAGAAGGAGAGAUCUGUGUGAAAGGACCCAAUGUGUUUAAAGGUUACUUGAAAGAUGAAGAGAGAACAGCUGAGGCGCUCGACCAGGAGGGUUGGCUUCACACAGGAGACAUUGGAAAAUGGUUACCUAAUGGUACCCUUAAAAUUAUUGAUCGGAAAAAGCAUAUAUUUAAACUUGCUCAGGGAGAAUAUAUCGCACCGGAGAAGAUAGAGAAUAUCUACAUCCGCAGUGACCCUGUUGCUCAGAUCUAUGUCCAUGGAGACAGCCUGCAGGCUUUCCUGGUGGGAAUUGUGGUACCUGAUUCUGAAGUUAUGCCAGGUUGGGCAAAGAAAAGAGGGUUUGAAGGAACAUAUGCAGAACUCUGUAAAAAUAAGGAACUGCAGCGAGCGAUAAUGGAAGACAUGGUACGGUUAGGGAAGGAGAGUGGGCUUCACUCCUUUGAGCAGGUCAAAGCCAUUUAUAUUCACUCUGAUAUGUUCUCAGUGCAAAACGGUUUGUUGACACCAACAUUAAAGGCUAAGAGACCAGAACUGAGAGAUUACUUCAAAAAACAAAUAGAAGAGCUAUAUUCAAGCAUCUCCAUCUGAAAUCACAGGAAGAAUCUUCUGAAAAAUAGACUUCAUAGCAAUAUUAGAAUAAUACUCAAAAAGUACAGAGCCAGAACAACACUGCUGAAAUGGAUACUGAAUCUUACAUUACAAAUGCAUCUGAAUCUUACAUUUGAGCCUUUCAUUUUUCUAGGAUUUCAUCACUAACCAUAUUUUCCCUUCUUUCUGCCAUCAGCUGUGAUACAAUUUCUUUUUUACUCUAGAUACACAGUAAGGCACUACUAAAAGUUAUGCUAAAUUGCCACAAAAUAUGCAGAAAUUUCAAUUUAUGGCCAAGUAAACUAUGGAAGCUUAUCUUAUAAAUAACUACAAACAUUUCUAAUUAAAAUAGGGAAAAUUUCAGGUAUGUCUGUUGAUACUUGAUUGUAUAUAACCUAAUAUAUUAGAAACUAAAAUCAUAAAUAAUUCAGUAAUGUGGUCUAACUCAAAUAAUCAGUGAUUGAUGGUGAAAGUAAAAGUCCAUUUUCUCUGAUUUGGAACUUCAAGCUGGAUAUUUGUUCAUAUAUUAAGUGAUAGUUUUUAUAUUUUUCAAGACAUAAAUUACAUUGAUUUGAUUUAAUCAUUGAUGACUUAACAACCAGAACAAAAAUAGGAAGGAAUUUCACACUAUGUAUACUUAAUAGACCUAUUAGUAUAUUGCAUUUAAUGGAUUAAUGUUACCUUGAAAUUACAAGAACAAGGUAGGAAGCAAUAGCACAGUAUUCCCUCUAUUUUCUUUUCAUUCAACCAGUUUAUUCAUGGUAUGCAGAUUCAGCAUUAGGGCUUCUCCAGUCCAGUGCACUCACAGGCAUUGAAACUGCUCAAACUGAGAAGGUUGCAAAAGCAUCACUGGCUCUGUGGUGGCUUUAGGUGGGAAUUCACGAUAAUCCGUAUGCUCCCAGUCCCUAAUUUAUUACUUCACGUGCUGCUAAUACUGCGCAUUCCAGCUGGACUAACUCCCUUUCAGAAACAGCACUAAAGAAAUGGAGCACAAGGAAUAAGCUGUGAUUCUGGAUGGGGCUUAGCAAAAUGAAAGGGUUUGGGAAAAGGCCAGCCUGAGGUGCAGCAGUGGAGGACAUCCUUUGUCUGGCCAUGGAAGGGGAAGGAAUACUGCCCCAAAAGACUCACGGGGAUGGGCUAAAGGCUGUGUUAGCCAUCGCUGUGCAAGGUGUCAACUGUAUGGCAGAACAGUGGAUGUGGUGGCAGAAAGGGCUGUUAUUUAUGAGAACAUCUUUAUGGUCAGACAUCUGGAAGCAUCAAGUCCCACUGGCAUUGCUUCCAAUGGCCUCUCUGGAAUAACCAGCAAGUUGUCUGGAUAAAACCUUAGAUUUCAGUGGUUGUCAGAAAGGGGUAAGUCUCACAAGGAGUAGGAACAGACUGUAGAGCUCUCUCUUGGUACAAAGCACGGUGCAAGGCAAAGAGAAAACUGUCAUGUCAAGUUGCUUGAAUACUUGGACUGUUGAUGGCUUCUUUCUGCUAAACAGGGUCCUAAAUAUCUGUAUAUUUUACUAGCUGAUGUUUGUUGCACCAGUGCAUACUAGCAUGGAAGUGUGCCUGCUAGAUCUUUGCUAGGACAGUGGAUGGACACUUAUUUUCUCUUUUAUAGAGGAAUCCACUGUAGACUUUUGAAGCUAAAAGUUUAAAUUUUUAAUCUAAACAGUAUCUUAUUUUCUCUCUGAAGUGCUGUUGCAUGCUUCUAAAUGAAAUUAAAUUAACUUAGUGAAUUGAGUUAGUGUUAUAUGAAGACUGAUUUAUUGCAGUGAUUUCAGAAUAAAAAGAUACAUAGGAAACUGUAUCAGUAACAUAAUGAUUCAAACAAUGUGGAAGUUUGAUUUAUCAAAUGUGUGUUUGAUCCCUUUAUGCACCUGAAUCACUUUAUGUACCUGAUUCCUCAUUUGAUUUCAGUGCAAUGACUCAUAUCAGUCCAAAGCAAGUAAAGAAAUAUCUGAGAUCUGAUGGGAUCAUAAUUUUUCACCAAUGUAUGCAGCAAUAGCAUUCCUGGGGAAUUUCUGUGCGCCACAUUAAUGGAGGUUAGAGAUUAUUGCAUAAAAUCUGGUUCUUUAGGUCAAGUCAUAAAGGAUUUUUAUCUCAGUGGAGUUUAGUUCAUAUCCUUUUUGUAUCAGCCAAAAGACAGUCAUUACAUGCACAACCUUCAGAGCAAUGGAGAAUUAAAUUCAGUACAAUUUCCUGUUUGUUUUAAUGCAGCAGUUUUAAAUAAAAAACCCCAAACCCUAGUCAUCUAAGUAGAGAAAAGCUAUUUUUCACUGAUAUUUUUUUGCAAUUUGAAUUUAAUUUACUUUUCUUGUAAGAUGAUUUCAGGCUUUUUGAGACAACUAAACUCUGUAUAAGUAUAGAAGAUCCCAAUAUUAGUUUAUUUACAGCUUAGAUGGCUGUUAUUUUUACAUAUAUGAUGCUGAAUAAUAUUCUUCUUUUGGUAUUUGAUGCAGAAUGUCAGAUGCACUAGAACCAAAUAUAUGAACACCAAAAGAAUACGAAAGAAAACAUGCAGACCUGGCCACACUUGGAUGAUGCAAAAAUCUGAGUUAGUUUUUGUCACACCAAAAGUGUGAAAAAUUAUAUAAAUAAACUAAAAGCUCUCUUUUAUACUUGUAUAAUCAGAUUUUCCUCUGCAGGUCACUCUUUUAUCACAGGAAUAACGAUGUUGUAAGAGAUCAACAUUUGAAAAAGAGACAUAAGUUCAUGCAUAAGGCAUGAACUAGGCUCAAUCCUGCUUCUCUUCAAAUUCCAGGAAUAUUUAUUUUGUAUUGAGCUUUCUUAAAAUGAAACACUUCUUGUGACCACCAAGAUAAAAUCCCCAGGGCUGUCCAAUAACCAGUUGGUUUUUUUGGUUUUUUUUUCUUACCUUAAGAUAACUAAUUACAAAAUUAGUUUCAAUUAUUCAUCUUAAAGAGUGGCAGUUCUUUUUACAGUCAGUUUUACAGUUGCGGUACUACAUUCUUGGACACAUUAAACAUGGGAGGUUCUUCCUGGGCCUGGUGCUAUGCCUGUGGAAUCACUGGAAGAAUCUCUUAUAUAUAAAAAAAACCCACAUAAAAUACAUUUUUCAGGAAGAGACUUGCUUAGUUAUAUAUUUUACAUGUUCUUUGCUUGAUAUAUUGCACAAAGAAAAAUCUGCUCUGCCAGAAUGCACAAAGUGUGAGCAGAAAACAGACCAGAGUCUUUAACCCCAUAUGGGCAGAAAUUACAUGGAAUAAUUCUGUCCUGAAAGGCACAUUUGCAGGUUAAAAUGUUUGAUGCACAUCAGGUGGGACAGAGAUGGUAAGUUUUGUUGAUAAAGUACCAUUUUGCAAUCUGCCAUCACUGUUAGUCAGUAUCCUAUCAGCAACAGUAAAGUCCAGUCUUGUUUUUGCCGUAAAUAUAAAAUUCUCAUGUGCAACAAAAUAAUCUGACCUUAACUUCUGGAAUGAAAAAAUUAAGUCACUUUUCUUUUUUUUUUUUUUAGUUUUACAUGUGUUAAAAGCACAAACUGCUGAUCUAUAUGUAAAUAAAUGCUACAAGAUGAAAGUAAAAUGGGAAAGAAUAUACUAUUUUUGCAUGGUAGUAGGUUACUUAAAGACCUCUUGAUGCCUUAGAAAGAAAUUGAAAAAGCAUUUUAAUUAGAGGCAAUUCUAUUGGCAUACUUUUUGUAUCUUUAGGUCACUUUGGUUUUCACUGGGAAAAAAAUCAGAAUUAAAUCAUUUUUUCUUCUUUGAAUGUUCUUCAGUAUUUUGCACAUUUGGUGGUUUCUAUACCACUUCUGCACCUGUGAAACGAUGAAGCUUUUCAGAGAAGUCUGGAUACCUGUAGCCCAGAAGUGAAAAAGUUUUAGAUCCCUCAAAUUCUUCCAAAGAAAAAUGUUUUCUGAGGCAUCUGGAGCCCCUUUAAGCCCUUCAUUUCAGGUUUUUGUUAUGUAUUUUAGCAAUGUAAAAGCAGCCAACAAAUGAGGCAUUUUGGUAAGUGUUGCCUAUUGUAUUUUCAACUGAAAGUGAAGGGAGGUAAAAUUUAACAUACACAUUUGUGUAAAAAAAUUCCUAACUUAAUAAAAUUUUUCAGUUUUGGUAUAUUAGCAUGUGUAUCAAAAAGUCAUCUAUGGAAAUUUUUGUAAAAAACUAAAUUCUCAGCUUUCUCAAAACUGCUCAUAAGAUUUUCUUGUGGACUGACAUACAAUAAAAGCUCUUUUAUAAAAUCUGUUGUUCCUCCAGCACUUUCUCCUCACCAUCGGUAUGAAGUCAUUCGGAAUUCAUAUGUGUGCCUAAACUAAACGUAUUGUAAAAAUAAGAAAUUAUGUAAAAUAAAGUAACGACCAAAAUCAUAUUGAGACAUGAGAUUCAUUUUAGCAAUCUCCUAUGAAAACAAACUAUUGCUAAGUUCUCUGAAGAUGCAGAAGUCUUUCUGUAAUGGUUUCAUUUUUUAAAUUUUAAAUCAAUAAUCAUAUAACCAAAUGUAUAUGCUUGUUAAUUAUGAAUUGACAAUUGGGAAUGCAUAGUAUUUUUUUCAGACUGUGUCUAAACCAAUAAAGUUUCAAAGCAUUCGGGCUCUA
This is a messenger RNA of Poecile atricapillus (Black-capped chickadee), 6808 nucleotides long. RefSeq names its product acyl-CoA synthetase long chain family member 6 (gene ACSL6). The coding region runs from base 172 to 2268 and encodes 698 amino acids. Gene Ontology annotation, biological process: very long-chain fatty acid metabolic process; long-chain fatty acid metabolic process; long-chain fatty-acyl-CoA biosynthetic process. Gene Ontology annotation, molecular function: arachidonate-CoA ligase activity. The transcript is spliced from 21 exons. The record is from RefSeq and is a predicted model, not a curated record. Lineage: Eukaryota; Metazoa; Chordata; Aves; Passeriformes; Paridae. Gene Ontology annotation, cellular component: membrane; endoplasmic reticulum.